This is a messenger RNA of Cydia splendana, 4038 nucleotides long. Its product is annotated as zinc finger protein 761-like. Gene Ontology annotation, cellular component: nucleus. NCBI's taxonomy places the organism in Eukaryota, Metazoa, Arthropoda, Insecta, Lepidoptera, Tortricidae. The record is from RefSeq and is a predicted model, not a curated record. Gene Ontology annotation, biological process: positive regulation of transcription by RNA polymerase II. The transcript is spliced from 3 exons. The coding region runs from base 143 to 2029 and encodes 628 amino acids.
GUAAACAGAUAACUGCGUUAAAAAAGAAUGCAAUGUGCGGCGAUAUAGUUUUUUCGAACGUAUUCACAAAGCAAUUGAUUUUUUUUCGUGAACAAGAAAAAUUGUGAUUUUUAAUCGGUUUAUUUUGUAAAUAGAAACUAUAAUGUCAGAGUCACCCAGCCCAGAGACAGAGACAGAAGACAUUAUAGAGCAGGAAGAAACAUCAGAAAAGGAAGAGACACUAACAGAUAAUGAACAAAUUUCAGAAGAAGAUUUAACUGAUAAUGAAGAAAUGACUUCAGAAAAGGGAGAUGAGUCAGAAAAUGAAGAGGAAGAAGAUGCAACAGAGAAUAAUAUGAAGUCAGAGAAGACCAUGUCAGAGAAUAUGUUAGAGAGGGAUGAAAUUACGAUAGAGAAGGAAGACAUGAUGAGUAUGUUCGCCAGUGUGUGGGUCAAGGUGGAAGUGGAGGAGGCAAGAGAGGAAGAGUUGCAGAUAGAUGAAGGUCCAGAGAGACCGAAACGUAAGCACCGUUCAAAGAAGCACCUAAAAAACCUCGUCUGCGACCAAUGCGACUACCGGACAGCCUACAAAAAUUGCCUGGAACUACAUAUACUCAGCCAUAAGCAGGGCAAAGGCUUCGCCUGCCACGUCUGCGAUUACAAGUCUAAAUACCCAACCGCACUACAGCGGCAUAUCGCCAUCCGACACUAUGAGAUGAAUGGAGACACCCCCAUGGACAAUGGUAAGCCUCUACCUCUACACCAGUGCCCGGACUGCGACUACAAAACCUUCUACAAGUGGAAUCUGAACAGCCACAAGCGAAAACAUAAGCUCAUCAAACAGUUUAAAUGCCCGUCCCCCGACUGCAACUUUGAAACCGCUUACCGACAUAACUAUAUCAAGCAUAGCAAGGUCCAUAAGGAAUCUGUCGCUUUUAAAUGUGAUAAAUGCCCUUUUACAACCCGAUUUGAAGGGCAUAUCACUAGACAUUUAGCGAAAAUUCAUAACGAAGUCACGGAAAAGGCCAAUAAGUGCGAUCUGUGCGAUUUCUCUACUAAAACUAGAUGGAGACUGAAAAUACAUGUGAAUAGAAUGAAAAAGGAGCAAGCGUUGAAAUGUAGCUUCUGCGAAUUUGAAACUUUUUUUACAUGCGCGUAUAAAAAGCAUAAAGUAGACCAUUAUAAUGAAAUUUAUAUUAAUCCUAAACGCACCAAAAACACUUUAAGUGCAGAACAACAACAUAUUAAAGAUAUACAAGAUAAAAUGCAGGAGACACCAGAAAUUGACUUAACGUUCCAUAAUUAUACUGAAAAAAAUAUGCAAUACAUACCGAGUGAACCGGAGAAUCAUAAUAAGUAUAACUUAGAUCCGAAUUGCGUGGACUGGAACAACAUUCAAGUAUUAGAAACCGAUGAUAAAGAAAGGCCGUUUCAGUGUCAUAUGUGUGCAUACACUUCGAAAUUUAAAGCCUCAGUGCAGAGACAUUUCCAAAGACAUCACACUGGAAGUCACAACAGACCGUACAAAUGUGUGAACUGCGAUUUUUCAACUAAAACUAAGGACCAAAUCGCUUUACACAAUAAAAGAAGCCUAUCCGACAUUAGACUUUUCUGUAACAUUUGUAAAUUUCAAACUUCAUACAAAUGUCAGUUCGUUAUGCACCAAAAGUGUCAUUACGCAUACAAAUGUACCGCUUGCAAUUACUCUUGCAAACACAAGUACGAGUUGCAAAGGCAUUAUGGUAUAAUGCAUCUCGGGAAUGGUAUCAAAUGUAGAUUUUGCGAAUACAAAGCGUCUAGAAAGGAUAGCGUACUUUGUCAUGAAACUAUUCACACCGGGAUGAAGCCGUUUAAAUGUGAGUAUUGUGACUAUACGUCCAUAAGGAAAUCUCUGUUAGACAACCAUGUGAAGCGCUACCAUAGUGAUAUAAAGAAGGAUAUAACUAUAGUAAGCGAAAGUAAGAUAGAGAGUUUGAAGAUACCGCUGGUCCUACGGGAGCCCAUAGAUUUCUGUAAGGAAAAUCAGGACCAUAAUGAACCAAAAGAAUAAAGGUAAUUUUUUUAAUCUAACUGUCUGACCACGCUAACUCUGCACGGAUUUCGUUAAGACGAUGUGUGGAGUGUCAUAAACCUCGAAUUCAUAAACCAUACAACUGUUAUAGUUUCUCAUGGCAAAAACGGUGCAGAAUUAGCUUAGACGGACUUUACACUUGGAUGAACAGUUAUAUUUAACCUUUUGACCGCCACGAAAAUUUCUAUAAUAUAAAAUUAUAUAAUGGUAAACGGCUAUGGCCGACUUGGCGGUCAAUUUAAAGGGAGGCUAUUCUCAAAAAAAUAUGUUUUGAUUACUUCUAAUUGCCACGACUCUUUACAUACACUCUACAUGGAGUCAUGACAAUUAUAUCACCGACAUAUUUUGUGAGAAGAGCCGUCAAUUACCGCCAUUUGAUGUUAAUAAUGCGCCAUACUUUAUUUAUAAUAUUUUUUAUAAUUAAUAAAUUACAAAUGUAUAAAUUAAUGCAGAUUGUGCUGGCACAAUAAAAAAAAUCCAUAAUUGACUUUUGAGAUUCAAAGCGCCAUACUAGUACCUACGCUCUGUAUCAUACAUUUUAAAUAUUUGAGGAAUUUCAUUUUAAAUCGUCUAAAAAUUCUAAGUCUAAUUAGGUUUUAAAUAAAUCGCAAAAACUUACCCAUCCUAGGCGGAAAAUCUAGGUUAUGGUGUUUACUAUCAUGGCAAUAUUGAUGACAUUUUUUUUAGUCCAGAGAUGCAUGGAUUUUGUUAAGUUGUUAAAUGGUGGUUAAGUAAUUUUUUUUAUUAUCCUUAUUGUUGUAGGAUGUUAUAAUAUAAACAGCAAAUCUCAGAAAAUAGGUCUCCACUCCUAAUUACCGCCACCUCUUCAUACAAUUUUUGUAUGUAGCCGUGGCGAUUAGGCCGCAGACAUUUUUAAAGAACCGUAUGUGAGAUACAAAUGUAUUAAACGUAGUAUGUACCUAAAUAGUAAUUAUUGAUCGUGAAAUAGAUAUAUUUUUACAUUUAGGUAGUUUAGUUGUUACGCAUAGAUUGCAUAAUUUACAAUAGAUCAGGUAUGUUUUGGAAGCUGAGUUGAUGUAUUUUUAUUUUAUUGUUGAAUAAGAUUUUUACCUCAGUGUAGAUUUUAAGCAGGCUUCUUACAACCAAAUAUGCAGGCCAUAUUAAACAUAUGGUUAAACCCUUUUACCCUUUUUUUUAUUAUUAUGCAAUAAAUUAUGGAUUACCGCCAAUGACGUCUAUUGACGUCGAUACAAAUUUAAUAGUACUUUCCUGUUGCACACAUAUUUAUUCUUGCUCGGUUCCGUAUCUACUUCCAGCUUCGAUUUUAGCAAUAUGAGACGUGAUAGGACCAUGGCUCGGAAACCGUUUUAUUUUUCAAACCGGUUUCGUUCACUCACCCGGGAACGAAAAGGAUUUCGUUUCUGUUUGCGGUUACCGGUUAAAGAAUUGUUCUAUGAAGAUACUGAUUUAUGCCUAAUUCGUUCGCCUUUUUUUGUUUUUGUGGAACGAAAUUAAUCGGUUAAAUUGAAAAUAUCGAAGCAAGAUAGAACGAGUAAGUGUUGCUAUCUCUUUCACGUAUGGCAACGAGUUUAACCGAGAGUCUCCGAAAGCCAAGAGUAACCGGUAUUAUAUCGUUCCCUGCGACCCAUAAAGUUCCGUUCCCUCUUCUUACCGGUAAGGAAGACGAAGAAGAACGUAAUUUUUUAGUUCGAGUUCCACCAAUUAACCGGUUUUUUAAUGAACGAAAUAAUAUAACGGUUUUGGAACGAUAUUAACAGGUAUUUCAAUACCGGUUCCGAGCCUUGGAUAGGACGUCUUUGGCGACAAAAGGGCGUAACCAUCUAAUUUAAGCUAAAUAUUUUUGUAUUUUCUGUUUAUAAAAGGAUGGCUCUUAUGUGUUAGAUACAGUAUAGUAAAAUACCGAAAUUAUGUGAUAAUCCAACAAGGUUCCAUUUUGCUCCAAGAUCUGGUAUCUUGGGAAAUGGGUGGUCUGGUACGGAACCCAUAUAUCGUCGCUAUACUUACUC